UACCUCUUUCUCAUAGCAAUCGUUUUCGGUCGGUGCGUGAUCCGGAGAUAUUUCGGAAAAUUAUAGAUUUUUGCGAGAAAAACGUACGCCCCGAACGUGCAAAAUGUAUUCGAACGAAGAAGUGUGGGAAGGUGGCUACGAUGAGUACGGCUACGAGGUGGGCAUGCCAGAGGAUCCCAUGUAUGACCGUGGUUACUAUCCGAUGCACGAGGAUGUGAAGAAGUUUCUGGUGUACUUCGCUACCGUUAUCAAGGACGGAGUGGUGUACGAGAUACAGAAUUUGUACGAGAACACUUUCCCAAAGCUGAGCGAGCAGCACUUCGAGAAGAAGGCUUGGCCGAGCGAGGAGGAGGUGGCCCAUCUCGUGGACAAUGACAACCUGUUCCUGAUUCUGUACAAGGAGCUGUAUUACCGUCAUCUGCACGCCCGCAUCCAGGGAGGCCCCUCGUUGGAGCAACGAUUGAACUCGUUCUACAAUUACUGCAACUUUUUCAAUUACAUCCUACCGUCAAAGGAGCCGGUUCAGCUGGAGCUGCCCGAUAUUUGGCUGUGGGAACUGAUUGAUGAGUUUGUGUACCAGUUCCAAAACUUUGCCCAAUAUCGUGCUCGCUUGACCGACAAGACGGAGGAGGAAAUGGACAUGCUACUGAACAACAACAGCAAAGUCUGGAAUAUCCUUUGCAUCUUGAACGUGCUGCACUCACUCGUUUCAAUGUCGAAGAUCAAGGAUCAGCUGGAGGCCGCAGCGGCCGGCAAAGAUCCGGAGGCGGUGGCCGGUGAGUUUGGACGUCAUUCGUUCUACAAAAUGCUUGGCUACUUCAGCUUGGUCGGAUUGUUGCGUGUUCACUCGCUGCUCGGCGACUAUCAUCAGGCCAUCAAGGUGCUGGAACCGAUUGAGAUUCACAAGAAGAGCCAGUAUUCGCACAUUCCGGCGUGUCAGAUUAGCACCUCGUACUACGUCGGGUUCGCGUAUAUGAUGAUGCGCCGCUACUCGGACGCGAUUCGCACCUUUUCGUCCAUUCUGCUGUACAUUCAGCGCACCAAGCAGCUGUACAGCGCCCGCUCGUACCAGAACGAUCAGAUCAACAAGCAAACCGAUCAGAUGUACCAUCUGCUCGCUAUUUGCCUGGUUCUGCACCCGCAAUGCAUCGACGAGUCCAUCCAGCAGGUGCUGCGCGAGAAAAACUACCACGACAACAUGUACAAGAUGCAGUGCGGCGACCUGGACGUGUUCCGCAACUUCUUCGUUUUCGCCUGCCCGAAGUUCGUUUCGCCAGUUCCGCCCCCACCAGAUGCACCGAUGGACGAUUACGUGAAGGAGGCGCUUGAGCAUCAGAUCAACGUGUUUAUGGACGAGGUACGGCAGCAGCAAGAGUUGCCAACGAUCCGUUCGUACCUGAAGCUCUACACGACGCUGCCGAUGAUGAAGCUGGCCUCAUUCAUGGACCACUUGCCUCGUGACGACGUCGACAAGCAGAAGCUGGAGAAUUUGCUCACACGUCUGCUGUGCUUCAAGCACAAGAUGAAGAACAUUGUAUGGACCAAGGGCGUGAGCGGGCUGGAGGGUAAAUUCCAGUCCGGGUCCGAGCUGGACUUCUACAUCGACAAGGAUAUGAUUCACAUUGCCGACACGAAAGUUUCGCACCGUUAUGGUGACUUUUUCAUCCGUAAAAUCCUAAAAUUUGAAGAUCUUAACCGUCGUCUGCACACCAUCAAGGGUUAACAGAGCCGUUGUGUUUAAUGGUUCGGGCAAUUUUGUCGAUAGACAAAGCUGCGUUUUGCAUAUUUCAAAUACUAAACCAUACUGCUAACGGUGUUGCAGGGAUUCGGUAAUCGUCACAGUAAUAUUUUACCCUCACGCCAAAGCUUCGUGUAGGAGCAUUGCUAAAUAGGACCAGAAAAGGGAGUCUCACUAGCCGACCAUCUGCAGGGGAACAAUAAAUGCAUGUUGCCAUUGUGACUGAU
Messenger RNA from Anopheles bellator, 1965 nucleotides. It is a transcript of the gene eIF3l, whose product is annotated as eukaryotic translation initiation factor 3 subunit L. The transcript is spliced from 2 exons. NCBI's taxonomy places the organism in Eukaryota, Metazoa, Arthropoda, Insecta, Diptera, Culicidae. Gene Ontology annotation, molecular function: translation initiation factor activity; protein binding. Gene Ontology annotation, biological process: translational initiation. The record is from RefSeq and is a predicted model, not a curated record. Gene Ontology annotation, cellular component: eukaryotic translation initiation factor 3 complex; cytoplasm. Bases 104 to 1723 code for a protein of 539 amino acids.